Rhododendron vialii is the source of this 426-nucleotide messenger RNA. RefSeq lists its product as uncharacterized. The coding region runs from base 1 to 426 and encodes 141 amino acids. The record is from RefSeq and is a predicted model, not a curated record. The transcript has a single exon. NCBI's taxonomy places the organism in Eukaryota, Viridiplantae, Streptophyta, Magnoliopsida, Ericales, Ericaceae.
AUGGAGGAGGGUCUUCCAAACCCAUUCAAUGCCACCCUAAAGAAACACUGGAGGAGGAGAAAAUACCGGCGACUACUCGACGCCACAAUCCCAAAGAGGAAGAAACUAAAGAUAAUUAGGCUCGGGGGCAGCACGCGGCCGCUCUGGAGAAUCAAAGCCGUUCCCAAGUUCCAUCUAAACGUCGUCCCGCGGUUGAACGUCUGGAAAAAGCUCAAGGACGCUUACAUCAACAUGAUGCUUAAAUUCGCGGGCAAUUUCAGCUCAUUGGGCAAUACCGAGGACGCCUUUCGCGGGAUGCGAAUCGCGAAUUCUCCCCCAGUUCCGGCGGUUUGUGGCCGUUCUAAAGAGGAGCACGAGAGCAAGAUGGUUUUUGAAAUAUUCAAGUCUUUAGUGGCUUACCAUCAUCAGAUAGAGGCAGCUGCUUAG